Iphiclides podalirius (scarce swallowtail) is the source of this 1548-nucleotide messenger RNA. NCBI's taxonomy places the organism in Eukaryota, Metazoa, Arthropoda, Insecta, Lepidoptera, Papilionidae. The record is from the annotation of a GenBank genome assembly.
AUGCAGGUGAUGCAGCAGGACGUGAAGAAGGAGAAUCCGCUGCAGUUCAAGUUCCGCGCCAAAUUCUACCCCGAGGACGUGGCCGACGAGCUCAUUCAGGAGAUCACCCUGAAGCUGUUCUACCUUCAGGUGAAGAACGCGAUCCUGUCGGACGAGAUCUACUGUCCGCCGGAGACGUCGGUGCUGCUGGCCUCGUACGCGGUGCAGGCGCGCCACGGCGACCACAACCCCUCGCUGCACGGGCCCGGCUUCCUGGCCAACGACCGCCUGCUGCCCCAGCGGGUCACCGACCAGCACAAGAUGUCCCGCGAGGAGUGGGAGCAGAGCAUAACGAACUGGUGGCAGGAGCACCGCGGGAUGCUGCGCGAGGACGCCAUGAUGGAGUACCUGAAGAUCGCCCAGGACCUGGAGAUGUACGGCGUCAACUACUUCGAGAUCCGCAACAAGAAGAACACCGAGCUGUGGCUGGGCGUGGACGCGCUGGGGCUCAACAUCUACGAGAAGGACGACAAGCUGACGCCGAAGAUCGGGUUCCCGUGGUCGGAGAUCCGCAACAUCUCGUUCAACGACCGCAAGUUCAUCAUCAAGCCGAUCGACAAGAAGGCGCCCGACUUCGUGUUCUUCGCGCCGCGCGUGCGCGUCAACAAGCGCAUCCUGGCGCUGUGCAUGGGCAACCACGAGCUCUACAUGCGCCGCCGCAAGCCCGACACCAUCGACGUGCAGCAGAUGAAGGCGCAGGCGCGCGAGGAGAAGCUCGCCAAGCAGGCGCAGAGGGAGAAGCUGCAACUGGAGAUCGCAGCCCGGGAGCGCGCCGAAAAGAAACAGCAGGAGUACGAAGACAGGCUUCGCCAGAUGCAGGAGGAGAUGGAACGCUCUCAGGCCAACUUGCUGGAGGCGCAAGACAUGAUCAGACGGCUCGAGGAACAGUUGCGGCAGCUGCAAGCCGCCAAGGAGGAGUUGGAGCAGCGCCAGAACGAGCUGCAAGCUAUGAUGCAACGCCUCGAGGAGACAAAGAACAUGGAAGCGGCCGAGAGGCAGAAGCUGGAAGAUGAGAUCCAAGCCAAGCAGGAGGAGGUGUCCCGCAUCCAGCAGGAGGUGGAGCUCAAGGACUCGGAGACGCGCCGUCUCCAGGAGGAGGUCGAGGAGGCGCGCCGCAAACAGGACGAGGCGGCGGCGCUGCUGCUGGCGGCCACGACGCCGCAGCACCACCACGUGGCGGAGCGCGCGGAGGGCGAAGGCGACGGCUCCGCCGACGGCGAGGGCUCCGACGGCGGCUCCGAGUCGGGCGGCGGCGAGCUGGCGCGCGGCCCCGACGACCUGGUCGACCCGCUCGACGAGCGCCGCACGCUCGCCGAGCGCAGCGAGCGCCUGCACAACCAGCUCAAGGCGCUGAAGCAGGACCUGGCGCAGUCGCGCGACGAGACGAAGGAGACGGCCAUGGACAAGAUCCACCGCGAGAACGUGCGCCAGGGCCGCGACAAGUACAAGACGCUGCGCGAGAUCCGCAAGGGCAACACCAAGCGCCGCGUCGACCAGUUCGAGAACAUG